Molecule: messenger RNA, 2894 nt
Organism: Adelges cooleyi (spruce gall adelgid)
Lineage: Eukaryota; Metazoa; Arthropoda; Insecta; Hemiptera; Adelgidae
Product: putative ferric-chelate reductase 1 homolog
Exons: 14
Coding region: 393-2795 (800 amino acids)
Molecular function (GO): oxidoreductase activity, acting on metal ions
Source: RefSeq, a predicted model, not a curated record
CGCGCAGACACUGACUACAAGGUACUACUAUACACUACUUGAUACUCUGGCAACCGGAGUGUCCGUUGCUGCGGUAAACACUCUUUCUGCCACCGCCUCGUUCGCCGUGCCCGUGUAGUGCGUUGCCGGGGCACAGUGCAACGGUCCGACGUGAACGCGACUGACCGGUUUCCCCAUCGUGUGUGCGUGCCGAGUAGAGGUAGAUUAGGUCGCUGCCGACAAGUGUAAAACGCGCGUGGCUCGACAUAUCAUACUCGAACCGUUUAUAUUUUGUUUGUUCGUUUUUUGGUUUUUUUUUUUGAAAAACAGUGUUCACGCCCAGGAGCAGCUACCCCCGCCCCCGCCCCCCCCCGGCGAUAAUCACUUCAGGUAGUUCACCUAGAUAGAUCACCAUGCAUUACAAACACCAGAUUGUCGUCUUGGCGGUUGCCGGAUGCUUUCUGGCAGCGUGCGGGUACGAGGCAGGAGCCCCGGCUCUGACGUGCCGCACCAUGGUGCCCGGCCACGGGGAGGCUGCCCAAAAUUCUCCUGCUCCUUACCGGGUUAUACCUUCGGAAAACGUCACCUCUUCCAGAAUCAGAGUGACCCUGACCGCGCCCAAACCUAACGACUACUUUGUCGGGUUCCUAUUACAAGCGCGCGCUCCUGGCGGAGGCGACAACGCCAUCGGAUCAUUCGUCCAGGUGCCACAAGACUCGCAGACUCUCGACUGCAACGACGUACCCGGCUCUGGAGUGACGCACGGGAGCAAUACGAAAAAAAAAUCUGUAGAAUUCGACUGGGAAGCGCCAAAUAAUUUCGACGGACAAGUCAAUUUCUUGGCCACUGUCGUUUUUGACUAUGCGACGUUCUGGACAGGAGUUAUCUCGAAUCCUGUUCAAGUUCGAGGAUCGAGACAAGCGCCGUCGUUGGGAGGUCAGCGACAGCAAAACGCUAGAGGAGUUAAAGAAAUCGAAACGAACAUUUACAACGAAUGCGGAACAAGUAAGAACUGCGUAAGCUCUCCUCCCGGUUGUUUGCAGGCUGCCAACUGCCGGGCUGUGGUGGCCUUAACGAAUUCUGGCGGAAGAUAUCAGUUUGAAAUGCUGGCUCACGAUAGCCGAUUCGUAGCAGUUGGUCUGUCCGAUGACAAUAAAAUGGGAGGCGACGGCGUUAUGGAAUGUGUUCACGAGGAAAGCAGCCGAGGUAGCAGUAUUAAUGCCUACAAAUCUUGGAACGUACCCAACCGGAAACAAAACAGAAGAGUGGAGGAUCUGUCCGGCGUCAAUCUGGACAGCGCUGCCAUCAUCGACGGUGCCAUUUACUGUAAAAUAUCCAUUGAUCCUAUGAUCAAGUUUGAAGAGAAAUCGUACGACUUGGACAGGGACGAGCACUUUGUAUUACUGGCCGCCGGAUCUGCGUUGAAACCAUUCAGCGUCGGUUACCACGAUGUUGCGUUCUCCAGCAGCGUGGAUAAAAAAAAAUUAAGUCAACUCAAAGCGGCCCGCGUUUACGAUCCGUUCUACGACGAUUGUGGCGAGACCAAGACGUGCUUUGGAUCGCCAGAAGGUUGUCUGACCACCCAAGACUGUGUUGCCGUGACAGCCGUCAAAGUGGAAGGGACGAGAUACAUGUUCGAAAUGAAAGCCAGGAAUGCCGCUUACGUUGCUGUCGGACUUUCGGACGAUCAAAAAAUGGGAGGUGACAGUGUCAUAGAAUGUGUUCACGAAAACGCCGGCACGAACCUAGUCAAGUCGUAUAUGUCGUGGAAUGUUCCAAAUCAGAAAAGCAACAAGCGAUUGACAGUGAGUGAAACAGCAACCAGUCAAAACGGAAUAACUUUGUUAAAUUCGUCGUACAUAGACGACACGAUAUACUGCAACGUUGCUCGUGAACCGGUGACUAAAGUCGAAGGGGUUACGUUCGACUUGAUCCGGACGAAAUACAACUUGUUACUCGCUGCCGGUACAUCGUUGAAAGAGCGCAGCGUCGGUUACCACGAUUUGGCUUUUACGUCGACGGCUGAAGCGAGUGCGUUGUCGGAAAUCAAAUCGCUCAGACCGUCUUCCAAGCUUCUGUUAAGGUUGCACGGUUCGUUCAUGGUGGCCGCUUGGAUUGGAGCGGCCAGCAUUGGUAUCGUCGUCGCCAGAUACUACAAACAGACGUGGGUCGGCUCGUCCUGUUGUGGCAAAGACUUGUGGUUUGGGUGGCAUCGGUUUUUGAUGAUGAUAACAUGGAUUCUGUCUUUGUCCGGAUCCGCAUGCAUAUUUCUGGAACUCGGCGAGUGGGUGUCUGGUCCCAGUCAAACUCACGCACUCUUAGGGGUGGCCACCACUAUAUUGGCGUUUUUCCAACCGAUUUUCGCCGCUUUCAGGCCACAUCCGGAUUCACCGAAGAGGCCGAUUUUCAACUGGAUCCAUUGGCUAGUCGGAAACGCUGCACACAUCCUCGCAAUCUUGACGAUAUUUUUCGCCGUCACUUUGAGCAAAGCCGAACUUCCAGCGUGGGUAGACUGGAUCUUAGUAGCGUACGUUGGCUUUUACGUGGUCAUUCAUUUAAUUCUAUCUAUUUCUGGUUGUUUAAGUGAAAAAUCCGGCAGUAUGCGUAUCAACACGUUCCCAAUGAAAGAUCUUCACAACGGAAGGAAUUCAAUGAGUUACGAACAACACAAGGACAAUCCCCAUUCCGGAUUCCGAAAAUUCUGGUUAUUCAUCCACGUUCUCUUCAUUGUGCUGAUAACCGCAGUUCUGGUGCUGAUCGUUUUCUUCGCUCCGAUUGAACCCAAACUGAAUACGUUUCGCGACCAAUUCAGUUGAAAAGCCACUCCUCGAGUUAAUGUAUUAAGUGUAUUAUAAUAUUAUUAUUUUUUGAUUACUUUUUUGUAUUAUUUAUUAAACCAAAACUAUUGAUUUUAU